GACCUCACCUCCUCUGUUCCUCGUCUCGUCUCAUCUCUCUCAAAAAAUAGAGAGAGAAAAAAAUCCUCCCCUCUUCCCGCCGGCGAGAUCGGCCGAUCAUCUCCAACGGCGGCCGGCGACUCUUCGAGAUCGGAGCUGAACCGGCGCCACCUCCGUCGCACGCCAUGAUACAUUUUGUGCUCCUCAUCAGCAGACAAGGGAAGGUGAGGCUGACAAAAUGGUACAAUCCAUAUCCUCAGAAGGAAAGAUCCAAGGUUAUCAAAGAAGUAAGUAAUCUCGUCCUGACUAGAGGCCCAAAGAUGUGCAAUUUUGUCGAUUGGCAUGGAUGCAGAGUUGUAUAUAAAAGGUACGCAAGCCUUUACUUCUGCAUGUGUAUUGAUGCUACUGAUAAUGAACUGGAGACUCUUCAAAUCAUCCAUCAUUAUGUUGAGAUAUUGGACCGGUAUUUUGGCAAUGUCUGCGAGCUUGACCUGAUUUUCAACUUCCAUAAGGCAUACUUUAUAUUGGAUGAGGUUUUGAUUGCUGGUGAGCUUCAAGAAUCUAACAAGAAAGCAGUACUACGCCUGAUCACUACACAGGACUCGAUGGUGGAAGCCGCAAAGGAGGCGGCAAGCUCAUUGAGGAACAUAAUUGCACAGGCCACCAAGUAGAGCACACUGUGUCUCCUACAAUGAUGAUUACUCUCACCCCAGGGCAUGAUAUUAACCAUAAUCAACAGGAAAUCGUUUUUACACUGAACUUUCCGUAUAAAUAUCUUUUUAACGUACUCUUUUUUUUUCAUUUUCGGCAGAAAUUUAUACCCUCUAUAUUUUUAUCUUUUUUUUCCACAUCUUUUUCUUCAGAAUAUAUAUAUUUGCUCUUCUCACUUAUGGUGCCAAGGAAAACUUAUAUUCGUGAAAUAAUUUGGCUAAGAAAUUUU
This is a messenger RNA of Oryza brachyantha (malo sina), 919 nucleotides long. Its product is annotated as AP-1 complex subunit sigma-1-like. Gene Ontology annotation, cellular component: membrane coat; intracellular membrane-bounded organelle; AP-1 adaptor complex. Lineage: Eukaryota; Viridiplantae; Streptophyta; Magnoliopsida; Poales; Poaceae. The record is from RefSeq and is a predicted model, not a curated record. The transcript is spliced from 7 exons. Gene Ontology annotation, biological process: vesicle-mediated transport; intracellular protein transport. The coding region runs from base 165 to 650 and encodes 161 amino acids. Gene Ontology annotation, molecular function: clathrin-cargo adaptor activity.